UCCAACUUCCGAGGUGUUAUAAACGCACCACAGUAGACGGAAUUGGUUUGCUUCUGUUAUACAGUAUUCGUCAACAAUGAGAAGAACGAUUUCCUUUAUCUGCAGUUGUCACGGAUAUAAUGAACAGUCGCAGACCUCUGCUCUCCCUGUUGGCAAUCAGUUCUGAAGGUGGGACUUUGGGAGGUUAUGAUAGCGGCUAACUGCAGACAGCUAACCAGAUCCAGCCUCUGUGCUCCCUUGGUUGGUUUACGAGGUGUUGACACUUCUACGAUGGAGCAUAGUCAAUAGUUUGGAGAGCAGCAGGAGGAGAUGAUGCUUCAUCAUAAGCCAUUGCUUUAACACAGUUAAACAGAAACUGAAGAGAAAGGGCUCUUUUGGCGAAGAGCCUUAAAGUAAAAGACAGCCAAAUCAUCCUAAGCUUUAGGCUCUGCUUUGUAAAGCAGAGGAAAUGGCUUUCUUGGACAACCCAGCAAUUAUUCUGGCCCACAUCAGACAGUCCCAUGUGACCAGUGAUGAUACAGGAAUGUGUGAGAUGGUUUUAAUAGACCAGGAUGUGGACCUGGAGAAGUGCCAGCUUACUCUGGUGCCUGGUAGCAGCUGUGGAUCAUUUGGGUCAGCCUCUCUCAGUGAAGGCAGUGGUAGCAUGGUGGACAGUCAUACCUGUGAGCUCUCUCAAUCCAUGGACAUUACCUCUAGCUGGGACUUUGGCAUCCGCCGACGCUCCAAUACAGCACAAAGACUUGAAAGACUAAGAAAAGAAAGGCAAAACCAAAUCAAAUGUAAAAAUGUUCAGUGGAAGGAAAGGACAACUUCCCAUUCUGCGGAGGAUUUGGGUUCUCUGUUUGAAAAAAGAGACUACAAAGACAGGCCACGAACAAAAGGGGCCAAAUCCACAUUAUCACUGCGGCUGGAACAGUGUCCACAGCAGCUCAACAAUCCCUUCAAUGAAUACUCUAAAUUUGAUGGCAAGGGUCACAUUGGUACCACAGCUACGAAGAAGAUAGACGUUUACCUCUCAAUGCAGAUGGCUCAGGAGAAAGUGCAUCCGAUGACAGUUGUCACCAUUGCAAAUGCUCGAGUUCACGACCUCAUUGGACUCAUCUGCUGGCAGUACACAAGUGAGGGACGAGAACCCAAACUCAAUGAGAACGUGGAGGCCUACUGCCUCCACAUUGCUGAGGAUGAUGGUGAGGUGGAUACUGACUUUCCACCACUUGAUUCAAAUGAGCCAAUUCAUAAGUUUGGCUUUAGCACUCUGGCAUUAGUGGAGAAAUACUCUUCACCUGGCUUGACUUCUCGACAAUCUCUGUUUGUCAGAAUAAAUGCUGCUCAUGGUUUCUCUUUAAUUCCUGUGGAUAGUCUGAAGGUAAUCAUGAAGGAGAUUCUCCAGAAAGCACUCAAGAAAAGAAAAGGUUCACAGAAAGGAUCAGGUCCUAUGUAUCGUCUGGAGAAGCAGAUGGAGCCAAAUGUUGCAGUAGACCUGGAAUCUACUCUGGAAAGCCAGAACACCCUGGAAUUUUGCCUGGUCAGAGAAAACAGCUCCAGAGGUGAGGAGAGCUCAGAAGAAGACCCUACUAUUGACAUUACCACUGUCCAAGACAUGUUGAGCAGUCACCACUACAAGUCCUUCAAGAUCAGCUUGAUCCAUAGGCUACGUUUCACCACAGAUGUCCAGCUAGGCAUUUCAGGAGAAAAAGUGGAAAUUGAUCCUGUUACCAAUCCGAAGUUCUGGAUUCGACAAAAACCCAUCUCUAUUGACUCGGACCACCUAUGUGCCUGUGACCUCGUUGAGGAGAGAAGCCCCAGUCACGCCAUUUUCAAGAUCACUUAUCACAGUAACCAUGACUAUAAGGCUCUCUACUUUGAGUCUGACGCUGCUACUGUCAAUGAAAUUGUGCUCAAGGUGAACUACAUCCUGGAGUCCCGAGCCAGCACGUCCCGGGCGGAUUACUAUGCCCAAAAACAACGCAAACUUAGCCGCAGGACAAGCUUUACUUUCCAGAAAGAAAAGAAGACUGGCCAGUAGAUGGAGACUGCAGAAACCGCUCUGCUGAGGGCCUGUCUGUGAGAGCACACAUUUGGAUCCACCUGAGGCCUUUCACUCCAGUGCAAAGAGCAUCUUGGAUGUAUUUUAGGAUUUCAGAUGCAGAAUCUGAUGGACAGACCAGUAAAAGACAAGACGAAAGCAGAAGUUGUUCUGCUUCAGUUGGUGCAGGUUGAUUUCAUAACAAAAGGGAACUUACAGAUUGAUGUUUGGAUAGGUUUACUGCCAUGCUGCAGUCAGAUGUUUUCUUAAUUUACCUCCUCUGUAUUUGAGCACUGCUUUUCAGGAUGGAUUUGAACAGCUUGAUCAAGUUAGCCAUGUGAACCCAACAAACUUGUUAAAGCUAAAUGUUGAAUAUCAGUUUCACUUCUUUUGUUAACAGAUUUGAUUCAUCACAAUUUUUAUGUACUGUGUAUAUACAUUUUAUAAUCAGAAAAUGAAAUGGUUAUAAAGCAAAGCUAUAUUAUUUCACACCUCUGCCUUGGUUCAUCCGCAUUCUGCAGCCAAUGUAUUUGGUACUCCUAUCUUAAAAGUAGCACUGUCUACAUCACGUGUUACAUUUGUUCACUGUACUGUUGUAAAAGGCUGUUCAUUUUCAAUGUGAUGUAUUCUUUCAGUUAGCAAAAUCCUCAUCAACACUUAAAGUUCUGAUUUAAUUUGCAUACCUGAAUGUCUGUGAUUCUGUUGAAAAAAAUGUGCAUCAGAUUACAGUGCAGGAAGUGCAGCUCUUGUUUUAUUUCCAGCAUGCCGAAAAUGGCACAUUUUGCUUUGGGUUGUCGAUUUUGACUGUGUUUGGCAACAAUACCACAUGAAUAAAAUUACUUUAAGAUUGUUUAACCACAGUGA
Fundulus heteroclitus (mummichog) is the source of this 2890-nucleotide messenger RNA. It is a transcript of the gene mapkap1, whose product is annotated as MAPK associated protein 1. NCBI's taxonomy places the organism in Eukaryota, Metazoa, Chordata, Actinopteri, Cyprinodontiformes, Fundulidae. Gene Ontology annotation, molecular function: phosphatidylinositol-4,5-bisphosphate binding. The coding region runs from base 449 to 2026 and encodes 525 amino acids. The record is from RefSeq and is a predicted model, not a curated record. Gene Ontology annotation, biological process: TORC2 signaling. The transcript has 12 exons. Gene Ontology annotation, cellular component: plasma membrane; TORC2 complex; cytoplasm.